AUGCAACGUCUCACAGAGGUCUUUGGUGUUAAUGCCAUUUAUACACCUACCCUAUUUACCUUUGCACAACUUCAAAACUUUUAUCUCUUCACUGCAGUGGAGCGUGGUUGGGAUUACUAUUGGUGGAGUCAUAUGGACAUUGUUGCCCUCACCGAGGAAAAGUACGAAGAGACACCAUUCAAGUCGCUCUACAUGCGUGCUGUCGAUAAGCUCCGAGAAGUAUCCUCUCCCGACUAUCUCCGAGAUCCGGAAACUGGGGAAAAGCCAGAAUGGGCAAUUCAAUUCUUCUCAUAUGACUGGCUAGCACUCAACAAUGUGAAGACUUUUAUGAAGCAUGGUGCGUAUGAUCCGUUUAUCAGUUACUAUAAAGCCGAUUGCGAUUUAAUAGAGCGAUUUCGCAUGUCGGGAAUAAGGAUGCCUAUAGCAGAUGCGGGACGAAUAAUCGACGUUGGAGACUCGAUUGAUCUUAAUCUUUUUUUCCGCCGAAAGAUCGACCCAGCAAACCCACCAAAGAGCUUGGCAGAGUUAGCGAGGCUGCCGGAGGAUGACAGAGGUGGCAAAGGCUUUGAUUACUUAUUAGAAGUACUUGCGAUUGAAACCGAUAAUAAGCUGCAUGGAGAGGAAGUGCGGAAUUCGUGGCAGUACAAACAGCAAGGUGGGCAAGGGGAGCCAUUUUACAGGGAUCCCGAAGGAUUUGAGGCAGGUUUGCAGAUAGCGAUUGAGGCCGGUGUUCAGACUUAUCAGGAGAAAUGGGGUCAUAAGGAGUGUGGUUUAGUUGACUCAGGGUUGAAACUCACUGACGCAUGGAAAGUAGAGCACGAUUGGGUUGAGACCUGA
Sclerotinia sclerotiorum 1980 UF-70 is the source of this 837-nucleotide messenger RNA. RefSeq lists its product as hypothetical. The transcript has 2 exons. The record is from RefSeq and is a predicted model, not a curated record. The coding region runs from base 1 to 837 and encodes 278 amino acids. NCBI's taxonomy places the organism in Eukaryota, Fungi, Ascomycota, Leotiomycetes, Helotiales, Sclerotiniaceae.